AUGAAGAUUACCUCCACGGCUACUUUGAUUUCCCUCCUCUUCUCGUCGGCUGCUUUGGCUGCCCCUUCACUCUCUCUAUGGAACGAACAGUCACCGAUCCAACUAAAUAAAGAACUUUCAGUUCCUGGAGAAAAUCCGUUGACAUACUGCUCUGCUCCAGACCAGAAUAUUUUGACGAUUGAGCGAGUGGAUUUAUUCCCAAAUCCCCCUUUGGCGGGCAAAACUCUCACAAUCAAGGCCACUGGAACUUUUUCCAAACAAGUUGAAGAGGGUGCUAAAGUUCUACUCCAAGUGAAAUAUGGCCUGAUCCGAUUGAUCAACCAAACCGCAGACCUAUGUGAACAGAUUGAAAACGUUGACCUGCACUGCCCUCUCGAGAAAGGCAAGAUGGUAUUCACAAAGGAUAUUGAGCUGCCAAAGACUAUCCCAGCAGGGAAAUAUACCGUAAAUGCCGACGUUAUCACCAAAGACGGUGAAAAGGUAACCUGUCUCGAGGCUGCCGUUACCUUCGACUUGAUGAUCUGA
Molecule: messenger RNA, 525 nt
Organism: Ophidiomyces ophidiicola
Lineage: Eukaryota; Fungi; Ascomycota; Eurotiomycetes; Onygenales; Onygenaceae
Gene: NPC2
Product: Phosphatidylglycerol/phosphatidylinositol transfer protein
Exons: 3
Coding region: 1-525 (174 amino acids)
Biological process (GO): intracellular sterol transport
Molecular function (GO): sterol binding
Source: RefSeq, a predicted model, not a curated record